Messenger RNA from [Candida] anglica, 1234 nucleotides. Lineage: Eukaryota; Fungi; Ascomycota; Pichiomycetes; Serinales; Debaryomycetaceae. The record is from the annotation of a GenBank genome assembly.
CAGCCCUUUACAGUUCAAAAGUAUCGAAGAUCCCUUUUCUCAGUACAACAGACAAGAAUAAAUCCAUUGAGAACAUUAAAACAACCAUGUCUGACCAGAUCACCAUCACCAUCAAGUCGUCAGGAGACACCAAGUACGAGGUUACUGUUUCCCCCACGAUAACCGUGUUGGAAUUGAAGACUGAGAUUGCCGACAAGUCGUCGAUCCCAGCCGAUCGCCAAAGACUCAUCUAUUCCGGUAAGGUUUUGAAGGACACAGAGACCGUUGCCUCUUACAAGGUGCAGAGCGGUCACACCAUCCAUUUGGUGAAGAGUGCUGGAACCAAACCUUCAGCAAAUGCUGCUACUACUGGUGCCUCCAGUGCAGAAACCACAGGAUCCUCCAACGCCGCCACUGCCGCCACCAGCAAUUCUGCUUCCACUGCUGGUAUUCCUUCCAGUCUUGCUGCUGGUCAAGGUCUGUUCAACCCACUUGCGGACUUGACCGGAGCUCGCUAUGCCGGAUACGCACAACUUCCUUCCUCCUCGAUGUUUGGACCUGACGGAGGCAUGAACCAAAAUAUCCCUGACCCAGAACAACUCUCCCAAAUGAUGUCUAACCCACUUGUUCAAGAACAGAUGAACCUGAUGUUGUCCAAUCCUCAGAUGCUCGAGUACAUGAUCAACCAAUCUCCACAAUUGAGAGCCAUGGGCCCUCAAGUGAGGCAAAUGAUGCAAACUCCAUUCUUCAGACAAAUGAUGACCAACCCUGAAAUGAUGCGCUCCAUGAUGGAAAUGAAUAGAGGGUUUGGUGGUGCCGCUGGAGGUGAUGCCCCUGCUUUCCCAGCCCCUGGUAAUGCCACUGGCCAAGAUUCAGACGCUGAUGCAGCUACCGGAGCUGGAGCUGGUGCUGGUGCUGGAGCUGGAGCUGCCAACCCAUUUGCUUCUAUGUUCCCCGGUGGAAUGCCACCAAUGGACCUUGCUGGUCUUUUGGGCGGAGCUGGUGGAUUUGGUGGUGCCCCAGCUGCAGCUGCAGCUCCGGCCGACAACAGACCACCAGAAGAGCGUUAUGAGAACCAGCUCAGACAGCUCAACGAUAUGGGGUUCUUUGACUUUGAUAGAAACGUAGAGGCCUUGAGAAGAACCGGAGGAAGUGUACAAGGAGCUAUUGAACAUUUGUUAUCCAACAUUUGAUGAUCUCCAAAGAACUAGGAAACUUGAUAUUAUGCUAGUGAUUUAAUAAAUAAGAUUAGAAA